Messenger RNA from Ceraceosorus guamensis, 799 nucleotides. RefSeq lists its product as hypothetical. Bases 193 to 399 code for a protein of 68 amino acids. The record is from RefSeq and is a predicted model, not a curated record. The transcript is spliced from 2 exons. Lineage: Eukaryota; Fungi; Basidiomycota; Exobasidiomycetes; Ceraceosorales; Ceraceosoraceae.
CUUGCUCAUCAAAUUGCAAGGAGAGUCUGUCUCGAAGGCUUGAGAGCUUCUUGCAUCUCUCUUUGCCCUGGCACGCCAGUCGCGCUCAGUCAGAUGCUCAGCACACUUGCAAGAAAUUCGCCUACAUCUCACUCCUUGAGGAGGUCCCGACCGCCUUCCGUCUAGGGGAAAUUUUUCUGCGUUUCCAUUAUCAUGUCCUCCUCCCGUGCUGCUUGCUGCGACCAGAUACAUGUGCUCUUAACAAUUUUUGGCCUGCAUGUGAUGCUUAUCGCUGCUCAGGCGAAUGCUACACGUCUCGCCUCGCCCGCAUCUCGUCCGCAUCGCCCUUGCUCACUGCUCCGUUACGCCCAUCCCCUUUCCCACCAUCAGACCUCUAAGGACUCCAAGCAUUGCCCUUGACUGUGAGCGACAAACGAGAUCUCUCAGAUCGGAGGUCUAUGGGUUGCUGUUGGGAGGAGCAGGCAUCUGCGAGCUUAGAACUUGCCGAUGAGCAGAUUGCCAAGCAUCUCCCUUGCGGUCACCCAGGCCGUCCAGCCAAAGGUCGGAAAGUCUAGUGUGGAAAAGAGCACGUCGGCCAAUCCGAAGGGCAUCAUGGGAGGAAUCCAACCUGAGAAAGGGGAAGUGCGAAAGCGGAUAGAGAAGGAGGUGUUCAGUGUGGAGCGCCGCGCAUUCACUCAGCUAGCUGCGCUGGACAGACUGACCUUGCGCGAGUUCCAAAGCCCAGCAUCCGGUCUCGGGCAUCAUGUACUGCUUCACCUCCCCUCGCCUCAGAUGAUGCUGCGAUCCUGGGCGGUAGAUC